Messenger RNA from Leptomonas pyrrhocoris, 1439 nucleotides. Its product is annotated as putative mitochondrial acyltransferase. The coding region runs from base 495 to 1439 and encodes 314 amino acids. The record is from RefSeq and is a predicted model, not a curated record. NCBI's taxonomy places the organism in Eukaryota, Euglenozoa, Kinetoplastea, Trypanosomatida, Trypanosomatidae. The transcript has a single exon. Gene Ontology annotation, molecular function: 1-acylglycerol-3-phosphate O-acyltransferase activity. Gene Ontology annotation, cellular component: endoplasmic reticulum. Gene Ontology annotation, biological process: phosphatidic acid biosynthetic process.
GCGGCAACGUCCCACCCGCACUCACACACACGAGGAGCACCUCCAUCUCCUGCGCAGCGAAUCGCCACCUCCUUUGCGUUACUGCUGUUGUGCUCUUAUCUUCAUUAUUUCUAUUCCCCCGUCCCUUACCCGAUGUAAUUGCGCUUAUCUUUUUAGCUGGUGUCUUUUAACAGCACUUCUCCCUUUCGACUUCUCGGUGGGUGCUUCGCCAGUCCUGUUCCUUGUUUCCCCCGACUAGCCGAUACAACCUGCUCUUUUUGUCUAGUUGGUUGGCUGCGGUGUGUGUGUGUGUGUGUGUGUGCUACGACUCCGAGGGCACGUUAUCGAAGCGCAACGCCGUUCUCGUGCGUUUUGGGGGCUCUCACCACCCCCGAAAGAAGAAUAGUUGUAGCUGAGCGCAUAUAUUUAUAUUUAUAUUUAACGCAAGCAUCGUCCCUCCUCCCUUUUCUUUUUCUCAUCCGUUUGUCUUAUUAUUUCUAUUUCUCUCUUCAACGAUGACUUCCGUCAAGCUAGGUGCCGCCCUCGGCUUCGCGGUGUGGUACCUCCUUCUUCGCAUGCGGUGGGUGCCCGUCCCCCUCAUGCGCGCGUGGUUCUUCCUCGUGAGCCUCUGUAUUAUCUUCCCCACCUCUGCCAUGACGAGUAUUCUCGUACAGCUGCACCGCCUCGGCGUCUCCGCCUACCACACCCAACGCCUCUGCAUCGUUCCGCUGGUCUGCGCCUUCCGCGCCGUCUGGUGGCUCAGCCCGCACAUCCGCAUGCACAUGCAGUUCGACGCGAACGUGGACGGCAAGCCGACGAGCUGGGCGGACAUCGAGCUGCACCAUCAGGCCUUCGUUGGCAACCACACCUCCUUCUGGGACGUGUUCGCGUUCUUGUGCAUUGCGCCGAUGUCGCACCUCGUGCACACCCGCACCAUGAUGAAGGCCUCGCUGCGGGACAUCCCCAUCUUCGGCGGCAUCUUCGACCGCGUCGGCAACUUUCCCGUGUACUUCAAGUCGGACGAGGACGGCCAUUUUGAGGUGGACAAGGAGAAGCAGGCGGCGGUGCAGGUUGGCGUCGAGGCGCACCUCAGCAGUGGCGGCAGCCUAGCCAUUUUUCCGGAGGGCGCCAUCAACAAAAACCCGCGCGUGCUGCAGACGUUCCGCUACGGCACCUUCGCGACCAUCUUUGAGCAUCGCAUGCCGGUGUACUACUUCGUGCACCUCGGCGCGGAGAGGACGUGGCCGCGGUGGACGAUGGUGGGCGGGAUGCCGACGGACAUGCACAUCCGCGCUGGCCGCUUUCCGAUUGACUUUGACAAGGAGGACAGCAAGGCGGUGGCGCAUCGCAUGCAGCUGUACAUGCAGAAGGUGUACAACGAGUUGCUGACGGAGUGGGUGGGGCCGCAGGCGGUGGAGGUGGUAGUGGAGGAGGCGAGCCUCAACAAGAAGACGAGCUAA